Messenger RNA from Schistocerca serialis cubense, 1605 nucleotides. RefSeq names its product modular serine protease-like. The record is from RefSeq and is a predicted model, not a curated record. NCBI's taxonomy places the organism in Eukaryota, Metazoa, Arthropoda, Insecta, Orthoptera, Acrididae. The transcript has 10 exons. Gene Ontology annotation, biological process: proteolysis. The coding region runs from base 1 to 1605 and encodes 534 amino acids. Gene Ontology annotation, molecular function: protein binding; serine-type endopeptidase activity.
AUGCAGGACCUGCGUGCUGUCCGUCAGUGCACGAUGGGCCUCCGUCGAGGGCAGUUGGUGAUUGUAUUGCUGCUUCUCACUGCUUUUUCUUCUACAGCAGAAAAUUCCGUGUCCAGAGUAAAAAGACAGGACUGUGGACCACAAUACUUCCGGUGCCAGAAUGGAAAAUGCAUAAGAAACUUCAAGGUUUGUGAUGGAGCUGCCGACUGUUCAGAUAAAUCUGAUGAAAGUAAAGUGACUUGCAAAUCAAGAUUUUGCUCUAGUGCCCUCUUCCAGUGUGCAUAUGGUGCCUGUGUUGAUGGGAAUGCAGCUUGUGAUGGUACCAUCCAGUGUGAAGGUGAUGGCUCAGAUGAAGCUCCUGAGCUGUGUGGAACAUCUUCAGCCCCCAUGUGCACACUUCCACUCAAGCACAAAAAUGGUGGCUAUAAAGUGCUUGGCUGUGACUCCCAAUUUUGUGGUUUUGGACCAGGAGCACAAGUUCCUUCUGGCACACAGUUGCAGUUCUUCUGUGAUGAAGGAUAUCACAUCAGUGGGCCUAAUGAUUCCUAUUGCCUCGAUGAGGCAUUUUCUCCACCACCACCAGUUUCUCAGUGUCCUCCUCUGGUAUAUGAUUUGCUUGAUAUCAAGUGCUACUCAAGCUUUGGGCAGAAGAUUGCGUGCAAUAAACCAAUGUCUGUGGGCAGCAAAGCAAAUCUAGCAUGUAAAUCAAAUUAUGUUAAGACCAAGGAGUUUAACUAUACUGCUCUCACGUGCACUGACAGUGGUACAUGGGAUAACCAACCAUUCACUUGUGUUCCAGAAUGCGGAAAAUCAGUUCCAAAGCAACGAACAUAUGUCAUCAAUGGAGAGCCUGUAUCAGCUGUGGCAUUUCCGUGGCAUGUUGGAAUAUAUAUUUAUGAAAAUGGUAUAUUUGACCAGUUGUGUGGUGGAACUAUUAUAAAAAGAAAAUUGGUUUUAACUGCUGCUCAUUGUUUUACACAAUCAACUAAUCCUAAAGAUUACAUGAUUGGAGCAGGCAAAUACCACAGAGGCUGGGAUAUAAAGGAUCCAAUGGAGCAACGACUUGAAGUAGAGUCAAUUGUUAUAAAAGAUACAUACCAAGGAAGUUUCCGAAAUUAUGCAGAUGAUAUUGCUAUAAUAGUCUUGAAAACUGAAAUAACAAUCUCAGAUUUUGUGAGACUAGCUUGUGUAGAUCUGGAAAGAAAAUAUGACAAACAGCUAAUCAAUGGAAAUACUGGCUCUAUUGCUCACUGGGGUUACGUUGACAGGCCAAGCCCAAAUGAUGAAAUCCUUACAUCCAUAUUGCCAGUUUUCGAGUCUGUGCAGUGUAACGAAGUACUUCCUGUCACUUUUAAAUAUUUUUUUACUUCUGACAAAUUCUGUGCAGGAUAUGCAAAUGGUUCUGCUGUUUGCUUGGAUGAUGAUGGAGGUGGCUUUUUGUUGGAGCAGGAAGCAACAGCCACAACUAAACAAUGGUUCAUUCAGGGAGUAUAUAGUCUGGGUGUUCCACCAUCAGUAGGAACAUUGUGUCCAAGUUACCCUGUUCUUUUCACUAAAGUGAAUGAUCAUCUGAACUGGCUCAAGACAUACUAUGACAAAUACUAA